This is a messenger RNA of Cataglyphis hispanica, 897 nucleotides long. RefSeq lists its product as uncharacterized. Gene Ontology annotation, biological process: Wnt signaling pathway. The coding region runs from base 255 to 851 and encodes 198 amino acids. NCBI's taxonomy places the organism in Eukaryota, Metazoa, Arthropoda, Insecta, Hymenoptera, Formicidae. The transcript is spliced from 3 exons. The record is from RefSeq and is a predicted model, not a curated record.
CUCACUCUACUCGUAUGGCCUCCUUCCACUAGCCAUCAGAAGUUCAUUCUAUGUCGAUGAUAUAACCUUAAUGCGCUUAUGCAGAAGUCUGUGUUUCGGCCUUUCAUACAACUAGUGGAAUGUAACCUAUGAAGUUUAGCGCUUCUUAAUAUUUACUUUAAGUGAGAGUUAUGUGAAAGAACUCUCAAAUUAUAUUAAGUUCAGUAUUAAUAAACUGUGUUGUUUUUAUCACGGAAAAUAAUAUUAGUUGAAAAAUGAAAGAAGCUAAUAAGCAGACAGACUUAUCGAGUUCAGAAGAUGAAAUAUCUCCAAGUAUCCUGCAAGAAGCGAUCGAUCAACAAUUUUUAAAUGACAAUCUUUAUAGCGCAAGAAAAGGCCAAUUUGUUCCUGAUUCUAAUUUGGAAACCAACAAAUCAAAUGAAAAGUCUUUUGGAAUAAACUCGAAGGACAAAUUUACAAAUUUUGGAGUUACUGACACAUUCCAAAAUUUUAUUGCUAAGAAGUUAGAUGAAAUUUUGGAGAAGACUAUUAAAUUAAAGAAAAGUAAGACUACUGAAUGUUCCAUAGAACAGAAACGAAAAAGAAACAAAAAUUCUGGUAUAAAACUCCUAAGUACAUCAAAAAAAUUUAUAACUACUAAAAAAAUUACAAAAUUAUACACAAAGAACAAAGAGAAACUCAGAUAUUCACAAACUAUGGAGGAUAGUAAAGCUUUAUCAAAAUUUCAAGAAGCUGCCAUUGAUCCAGAAUGCAUAUUGAGCAAAUCAGAUAUGAUAGUUUGGACCAAUGAAUAUUCACAACCAGAAUUUAAAUAUAAGAAAUUAAAAGAUGGCAUUUUAAUUGAGACGUAGUAAUUAAGACGUAUUAAGUUUUUUAUCUGCGAUUAGAUUAUGUGUA